AUGUUUCUAUCACGAGAAGGUUUCACCAUAGACGUAGUUGCAAGAUGGGUCCGAAAAUCUGUCCUCAACCCAUAUCUAUCGAUUCCAUUUGCCACCGGUUUGGCUGUGGUGUCUGCGAGGAAGAAUGGAGCAGCUGGAUUUUCGGAUCUUCGAUUUGACUCUGCUCAGCGCAUAGCAUUUCUGGCUGCUUUGGCUAGUGUCGUCCUAUCAACUACAGAGUAUCUGAACAAAUGGUCGGCAAACAACUGGACGACGGACGACACCUGGGACUUUGACAGAGAAAUUAUUGUCGUAACUGGGGGAAGUAGUGGCAUUGGUCACAGUAUCAUUAAGCACAUCCUGGCCAGAAAUCCUAGGGCCAAUAUCGUCGUGGUUGACCUCGCCCCGUUAUCAUGGGAGCCUCCGAAAGGUUCAAACAUCCACUACUUCAAGUGCGACUUGACGGACACGAAGGCGCUCAAGUCGCUUUGUACGCUCAUCCGAGCUGAAGUUGGCGAUCCCACCGUCCUCGUCAACAAUGCGGGGAUCGCACGGGGCUACACCAUCAUGGAUGGCUCGUACGCAGAUGUUGAACUCACCAUCAAGACCAAUCUUAUCGCACCAUUCUUACUCACGAAAGAAUUCCUGCCGUACAUGGUUCGCAACAACCACGGACACAUAGUCAACGUCGGAUCUAUGAGUUCGGUAAUUCCUCCAGUAAGGAUUGCCGACUACUCAGCUACCAAAGCUGGGCUUACCGCAAUGCACGAAGCGCUGCAAUUGGAGUUGAAGUACAUUCACAAAGCGCCCAAGGUUCGGCAAACGCUUGGAAUAUUUGGCUUCAUCCGCACGCCACUUGUUCCCUUCGAUCCCGGCCAGCCGCACUUCAUGGUGCCUCUGCUCCACGUCGACUCUGUCGGCGAGGCCAUUGUAAAUUCUCUUUACAGUGGCUUCGGAAGAACUAUCUAUCUGCCUGGCAUGAUGUCAUCUGUUGUUGCUUUGAGAGCUGGCCCAGAGUGGUUGUGGCGCAUUGCGCGGGAGACCACUGCAAGUGCGAAGGACAUUACAUACACGCCUCGGCAGAAGAUCAACGACAUGACUGGUCAGUUGGAAGCAACAGAAUCUGCGAAGACGCAGAUACAUGGAUUCUAG
Molecule: messenger RNA, 1131 nt
Organism: Colletotrichum spaethianum
Lineage: Eukaryota; Fungi; Ascomycota; Sordariomycetes; Glomerellales; Glomerellaceae
Product: dehydrogenase RED2
Exons: 3
Coding region: 1-1131 (376 amino acids)
Molecular function (GO): oxidoreductase activity, acting on the CH-OH group of donors, NAD or NADP as acceptor
Source: RefSeq, a predicted model, not a curated record